This is a messenger RNA of Athalia rosae (coleseed sawfly), 3329 nucleotides long. Its product is annotated as coiled-coil domain-containing protein 63-like. The coding region runs from base 1560 to 3023 and encodes 487 amino acids. Lineage: Eukaryota; Metazoa; Arthropoda; Insecta; Hymenoptera; Athaliidae. The transcript is spliced from 5 exons. The record is from RefSeq and is a predicted model, not a curated record.
UUUGGCAACGCCACCUGACUCCGUCCCACGAUCCCCCCGGCGCGCCGCUGAUAUACCACCGGAGUUCAAAAACUGCCCAAAUAUCCACGAACAUCGCGCGGAUUGAAUUCAAUUUUCAGCAUUUCAUUCCACCAACGAAAUCUCCAAUCAAUUCGAUCAAACGGAUAGUAUUGUUAAUUCACCGCCCUUUUCCUAUCGCGGUAUAACAUCGUCCGGAUCGAUCCGACUCUGUUCAACCGUCUGUGUGCCUCUUUCCGUUCUCACAAUCGUAAAACGGUCGUGUGUAGCAGAAAUAGGUGGGUUUCUCGCCGAUCCGUUGUGUCGUGACGUUAUCGAACAAACGUGUGUUUUAUUUGUGCACGUAUAUAAAACAGACGUUUGUACGUGUGCGGUAACUGUAGCGAAACCCCCGCGUGUCCUUGUUUCGGUAUUUUAAAAAAACCGCUACAUCGCUAUCGCUGGAUGAGAAGGUGUUACUCUUGAGUGGAACAUCUCGUCGUUAUUUUUUUGCUUUUAGACGGGCGGGGAAAAUCGUUCGAAAAAAUAUCAGCUGCGACCUUUGCCCCGUGGUUGCCCGGGUAACUCGAUAGCUAUACCGAGCGUAAAAACAUGCGACGCGUGUAGUCGGCGACGUCGACGGAGGGUGGAGGAAAAAUAAGAUGAGGAAGGAGAACGAGAAUGAGAUGAAAAAAACAAGAGGGAGAAUAGAACAGUGACAGCUGUCAAGACUGUAAACAAACGCAAAUGGACCGCCUAAACGUCAGUGUGCAACGGUUAGGGAAGUACCAUUGUGUUAAACUGCGGGGACUCGCAUCGGACUCCGUCCAUCGACCUUGUAAUAGUCGCCAGUGAAUCGUUGGAUGAAAAGGAGGAGGUUUUCGCUUCGAAGAAGUUCAGUUUUUGACUUCAUGCUUCACGCUAUUGCACCGUUUUAACCCCCGAAGGAACGCGAUAUACCGUGGCGGAGCGAUUCGUCCGCGUAGUUUAUUUCUGACUAAUUAUGAAUCUCGUCUUUGAGGAUGCUGUAGACGCCGAGUCACCGACGAGAUAAAUUACACCGUUGAUGAAUUUCGUCUUUUUUUUUUUUUCAUUUUAUACGGCUACUGGAUGAGAAUAUUCCGAGUAUAACGGCGAGGAUUCUCGCGAUGAGAAUGAUCCAAGAUCUCCAGGUUCGCAGGGACUGACUGACCAACUAUUUGUAAAUGAUACAUUAUUCGCCGUGAGUUUCAUGUUUCAUUUGAGAAUGCACGAGUAUUAGUCACACUCUGAUUGGGAUGCAUUUGUUGCAUCACUAUUUUGUGUAACUUGGAUUUCUAGACUCUGGAACCGAAAUAAUUUAACGAAAAACUUUCUACUGCUCACUUCCUGCUGGUUGACAGGGAAAAAAAAAAGAAAGAAAUAAUAUUAUACAUCCUCAAAUCUUACCCCGUACGGCGAUAAAUCUGCUGUUCGAGAUCGUCGAUUUUGGAUCGUCCGAAAUUUCGGCCGUCUCCUCGGGAGAUUGUAUAAUUUAUUGAAUCGACUUCGGCGAGACGAUCGAGCGAAACGAAGCUGUAAAAAUGGCGUUCAGAUCCCAACCGGUCCAGGAGGAGGUGGAGUUGGAGGUUCUCGCGGAGACGGAAUUGUCCAGGCUGAAACGACAGUAUCGAAUAAUGGAAAAUGAUAGAGCAACUUACGCGGAGGAUGCGAGGAUGCAGCUCAGAAACCAACAGAACAUGAUAAAUCACCUCGAGUUUGAGAAGGCUGAACUUAUGCUGGGUAUUAAAACCGCGAAGUCUGGCGCUAAUUAUAAAAAGGAUGAGGCAAUGGGGGAGAAACUCAAGUGUCUACUCGCCACCCGUACCAAGUACAAAGAGACCAUUGACAACGAGAGACAACAAAUAAACGAACUCGAAGAACAGAUACUCAAGGUAUCCAGAGAGGUGACGCGAAUGAAAAUGGUCGUUCAGACGGAUAACCAGUCGAAAGAGUUGGCGAUGAAGCACAGCCGGAUGGUGAACAUUUUGGAGAACCGUCUGGAGGUGGCUACGAAACGGUUCAACAUGAUCGUUACGGACAACAAAAAAUUCCGAGAAGAGAUCACAUCUCUUCUCACGGAGAGACAACAUUUCAACGUUUUAUGGUCGAAACUUAUCGGUCAGUUAAAUACCGGGAAACAAGUGAUCAACGAUUUGAUAGAACAGGCGACUGUUACCUUCAAUAUGAGAGAUGAAGAAUUAAACAAACUGCACGCUCUGCGAGAGAGAGGUGCCAGGGAUCUGAAGUCGCACACCUCGGAGAUGUGCGAGCUCCAGCGAACCCUGGACAACGAAUGGAAGUUGCAGGAAUUUCUGGGCGUAAAAGGACAGUAUCGAGAUGCCGGUGAUCUGAACACAAAAAAAGACGCCAAGAGGCAGAACCGACACGAUGAAAUGCAGAAGAAAGUAGCCGACUACACUCACAUUCUUGAACUCAUCAAGCAGUUCACCGGUGAGGAUGAGAUCGACAGGCUGAUGACGCACUUCGUUAAACAGGAGGAGGAAAACUUUGCCCUUUUCAGCUACGUGAAUGAGCUGAACGACGAAUUGGAGGGUCUUCAGGCCAGGGUGGGUCAGCUGCGAGUUGCGAUCGACGAAGCUCGAGCUUUGAACACCCACAGAAACGAACAGCAGGCGCAAACCCUCGAGAAGAUAGCCAAACAGCUGGAGGAACAGACCGACGCUGCCGCAAACGCUGAGGAAAAUCUAGCCGAGUGCAACGACGUCAUCGACAAGCUUCUCAGGGGGGUGGAGUCGCUUUUCCGCGCCGUGCGCUGCGAUAAUUCGCCGAUUUUGGAACUCCUUGGCGACAACUCUCACGUGACGACCAACAACGUGAUGCUUUAUUUGGGGAUCAUCGAAAAGCGGAUAACCGAUAUAUUCAACCAAGUUCACUGGGUCGACAAAGCGAGGAAAGCUCCAAGUCGGCUCGACGAAUCCAAAAAACCCCGACUCAAAAUCCCUGUCCUUUCCAACGUCGCACCGACGCAACCUUGCGCUUUGUAAGUAGCGACUCGCGUUAUUUUACCUUCUCCGUCCACGUAUCGGUCACACUGUCACCAGUCCUUGAUCCAAUUUCAAAAACUCAUUUGAACUUAAUACGACGGUGCCCGUAACUCGAGAUGAGGGAAAAAAAGUCUCAAGGGCCGAAGAAAGUGCUGGCGAUGACGACUCUUUUUGUUAGAUCUGCAGAAACUAGCAGAAUAGGUGUAUUUUUUAUUAUCGUAAUCCAACGAUCGGAAACAGCGUUGUGAUAAUUUUAUAAAAUUCUGUCGACCAAAUAUGGCGACUCUGAAAAUGUUUAAAUCCGAA